AACGGACGGAGAACAUUAGCAAACAUUAACAGACCUGUGGACUUGGGCAUUUGAUGUGAUUACACCAAGUGGAGCACAUAUAUUGUGUGUUUUUUGUCAAUAUGAAAAGCAGCGAAGAGAAACUCAUCAAUCAGGGUGUGGAUGAUGAGAUGGAGGUGUUUGGGUACCGGCCCUGCCUGUGGAAGAUGAUCCUGGUGGGUGUCGGUGCAGUUUGCUCUGGUGGUCUCCUCCUGCUGCUGCUCUACUGGUUGCCCCAAUGGGGCGUCAAAGCGACCUACACAAAGUCCUCACUGAGGGAGGCACAAAUACUUCUGCUCAGGACUACGGACAAAUUCAAACAGUGGAUUUGUGUCAAAGUACAUGUGAUGAUGGCGGCAGGGAAGACCCCCUUUGAUCAUUUCAAUCAGCAGUCAACAAAUCACCCGCUGAAUGGAGAUGACCAUCAAGGUCCCAAGACUGAACAUGAGGAACAAAUACGGAAGCUCAUCCCUAGCGAGUCUGUCAAGUAUAUGAAGCCAACUACAUUACUGACGGCCCCCCUCUCUUCAGUCCACUACUUUACCCACAACAGCAUCAAAUACUACUGGAAUGAAGGGACACAGAACUUUGAACCAUUUAAUGGCUUAGAGGACAUCAAGGUGAGCUGUGCAGCUAUACACAGGGACCACAGCUCUGGACUCCCGAAAACACAACAGCACUACAGAGCUUUGUUUUUCGGCAAGAACGAGAUUGACGUACGCGUGCCAUCUUUGUUAAAAAUCUUUGUAAAAGAGGUUCUGAAUCCAUUUUACGUCUUCCAGCUCUUUGCUCUUAUUCUGUGGUCCACUCAAGACUCCUACGAUUAUGCUGCGGCCAUGGCAUUAAUUUUUUUAUUUGCAAUCGCUUUAUCUCUGUACACCAUUCGAAAGCAACACGUUAGGCUGCAUGACAUGGUGGUGGAACACAGCAUGGUGAGAGUGUCUGUGUGCAGAGGAAAAAAAGCCUUUGAGCAAAUCAUGUCGACUGAGCUCGUGCCUGGUGAUGUCAUCGCUAUUCCGACCAAUGGGAUGAUCAUGCCAUGUGACGCCGUGCUUCUCUGUGGCACCUGCACAGUAAACGAGAGCAUGUUGACAGGAGAGAGCGUACCUGUUAUGAAGACCAGUUUACCAGGUUUUGGCAAGGAGGCAAACAAGAUUUAUAAUUCAGAGGAACACAAGCGACAUGCCCUCUUCUGUGGCUCACAUGUGAUCCAAAGUCAUUUCUAUGCUGAUGAGCCGGUGAAGGCGGUCGUGGUCAGAACCGGCUUCAGUACAGAAAAGGGUCAGCUUGUGCGUUCCAUUCUCUACCCGAAACCCACCGACUUCAAACUGCACCGUGAUGCAACACAUUUCCUGAUGUGUAUGGCGGGCUUGGCAAUGAUUGGCUUCAUCUACACCAUCACUAUCGAUGUCCUAAAUGAGGUUCAUAUUCAGGGCAUCAUCUUCGACACUCUGAAUAUCGUUAUUAUCGCUGUGCCCCCGAUCUUACCCGUGGCCUUGUCUGCUGGUAUUGGGCACGCACAGAGACGCUUGAAGCGCGUCGGCAUCUUUUGUCUCAGUCCGCAAAGGAUCAACAUAUGUGGUCAGCUGAACCUGGUCUGCUUUGACAAGACUGGAACUCUUACUGAGGAUAGUUUGGACUUGUGGGGUAUUCAGAGAGCUGAAAAUGGAAGUUUUCUACCUCCAGACACCGACGUGUCAACAAAGAAUCUGCUCAACACUUGUUUUGCUGCCUGCAUGGCAACAUGCCACUCACUGACCACCAUAGAGGGCAAACUCUUUGGCGACCCUUUGGACCUCAAAGUGUUCAGUGCCACAGGCUCGAUUCUCGAUGACGCCAGAGAGGAACAUAUUGCCCUUUACAAAAUCAAUAUUUCCACUGUUGUGCAACUUCCGCAGCAGGUAAUCCAUAAAUCAAUUCAGUGAUUGAUGUUAUCCUGUAUGGCUCUUCUUAAAUGUAAUAUAUUAACAUUCAACUUUCAGUCCGGUGAAUUUGGCAUUGUGCGCCAGUUCCCCUUCUCCUCAGCAUCGCAGAGGAUGAGUGUGGUGGUCCGGCAGCUGGGACAAAAACACUUGGAUGUCUACCUAAAAGGAGCACCAGAGACUGUGGCUGACCUUUGCAGACCAGACACAGUCCCACAGAGUUUCAAAGAGACUUUGGAGUCUUACACCCGGCAGGGGUUUAGGGUUAUCGCCCUGGCACACCUUCAACUGGAGUCCGAACUCUCCUUGCCACAAAUCCAUAGCCUCAGCCGAGAGCAGAUAGAAACCGACAUGGACUUCCUUGGUUUGAUCAUCAUGCAGAACAAAACCAAAGAACAGACUAACGGUGUUUUGCUUGAUUUAAGACAAGCCAACAUUCGAACUUUAAUGGUGACAGGUGACAACUUGUUGACUGCAAUAUCUGUGGCUCGAGACUGCGGGAUGAUUCAAGCCCAUGAGAAAGUUAUUAUUGCAGAUGCUGUGCCUCCGAAUGAUCAAAACCCUGCUAGUAUUAUGUGGCGCUACCCGGCGAAUCCUGUUCUGAACAAUGAUCAAAUGUCUACAAUCAGCUUUGCUGGUGAGGGAUUACAUUGUGAGAAGAACACAGGUUAUCACUUUGCAUUGAGUGGCCAAGCCUUCGCUGUCAUCUCUGAGCACUUUCCACAACUUCUUCAGAAGAUUCUCCUGAGAGCCACUGUGUUUGCCCGAAUGGCUCCAGAUCAGAAGACCCAGCUGGUGCAAGCCCUGCAGAACAUUGAUUACAUUGUUGGGAUGUGUGGAGAUGGUGCUAAUGACUGUGGGGCCUUGAAGAAAGCACACAGUGGGAUCUCCCUCUCUGAGCUGGAGGCCUCAGCAGCUUCCCCCUUUACCUCCACCGUUCCGAACAUCUCUUGUGUGCCUAACCUCAUCAGGGAAGGCCGCGCCGCUCUUGUCACAUCUUUCUGUGUGUUCAAAUACAUGGCCCUCUUCACCAUCAUCUUGUUCUGCAGCACAACUCUGCUCUACUCGGUUCUUACAAACUUUGGAUUCUACCAGUUUUUAUUUAUUGACAUUGGCGUCACUAUCUUUGUUGUCUUUACAAUGAGCCUAAACCCAGCGUGGAAGAAGUUGGUGAAGCAAACCCCUGAAACCAGCCUGAUUUCCUGCUCAGUGCUCUACUCGCUUAUUUCUCAGAUCUUCAACUGCCUACUGUUCCAGCUUGUGGCUUUUUUUUUAGUGCAACAUCAGAGUUGGUAUGAGCCGCCCAAGUCAAUCCACGAUCCCUUCUCCAAGUAUGACCCAAACGAACUGUCCAACCUCAGUGUAACGCCACCACCUAAAGAAUUGUACGGUGUAAAUUACUUGUAUGCUGACGUCAGGAACUUUGAAAACACCUCCAUCUUCUACGUUUCUGCCUUCCAGUACUUGACUGUAGCAAUCACCUUCUGCAAGGGAAAACCUUUUAGACAACCAUCCUAUAAAAACUGGGCUUUUAUGCUGUCUGUCUUUACACAGUAUGCUUUUUUCCUGUUCGUCUUGCUUCAUCCCAUUCCUGCUAUUGACGAUGUGUUUCAGAUUGCAGAUGUUCCCUACGAAUGGCGCAUCACGCUGCUCAUCAUUGCUUUUGUGCAUGCUGUUGUGUCUUUCCUACUGGAGAUUGUGAAUAAUCGUUGGGGUUGGGCCUACUUCUCCUGGAACUUCUGUUGGAAAAAACGUCAUCCAAAGACUAAAUAUAAGUGUCUGGCUCUGAAGCUGAAAGAUGAGGCUUUUUGGCCUCCUGCACCCUCCACCAUUGCCUAUGCCAACAGCACUCUUCACUUGCACACUUCUGUCUCCCCUUGAUUAAAAAAAAAAAACUAAACAAAAAAAACCCAUUUUCCUUUCA
Messenger RNA from Syngnathus acus (greater pipefish), 3864 nucleotides. RefSeq names its product probable cation-transporting ATPase 13A3. Gene Ontology annotation, molecular function: P-type transmembrane transporter activity; ATP hydrolysis activity; polyamine transmembrane transporter activity. Gene Ontology annotation, biological process: intracellular calcium ion homeostasis; polyamine transmembrane transport. NCBI's taxonomy places the organism in Eukaryota, Metazoa, Chordata, Actinopteri, Syngnathiformes, Syngnathidae. Gene Ontology annotation, cellular component: late endosome membrane. The record is from RefSeq and is a predicted model, not a curated record. The transcript has 30 exons.